AUGGCAAUGGGAUGCGUAGCCAUUCUCGACACUAAUUCUACGGAGGGAUUACUCUCAAAGUGGCCGGUCAACAUGAAGUUUCUCUUAUGCGGCUUGGUUUGUAUUUUAACACUGAUUCAAGGUAAGUUGACUGUUAAUUUUCAAGACACGAUUAGCGAUAUACUCCGCUUUUAAGAUGAUGAAAAGACUCGCCAUUUCCAAAGGUAUAUUUUUAACUAGGGAUGGAAACCGAAAGCAGCUACCUCGACAAUACCUAUUAUAUGUUAUGUCUAACGCCAAAGCGAUUUCUCAUCCUGCUGAAAAAAUAGUGCACUUGAGAGGAUUGAAAAGCAUUCAAGGAAGCGUUUUGAAGGGAAAAAGUAAGGUCCUUCUCUGUGGAAUAACUGAUUUUAAAUGAAAAUUAUGCAUAUAUUAACGACAAUUUUUUAUUCGUCUGAGCCGUCCAUGGUCUUCCUGCUUUUUUCGGAAACAAGACACACAACUAAAGAAACCUAUUGAGAUAUCAAUAUGAUUAAACACAAGAAAAAAUUUUUGAAUCUAUUUGUGAAUGAAGAUGGGCAAUUGUUCGUAGAAAUCUUUCUCAUUCCUUUGUUCCUUAUGUUCGUAGAAUCAAAAUUAUAGCUAUUAUGAUCAAAAUGAGAGUUCCGUUAUGCGUGUGAACGUAUAACUGGAAGAGUACUUACACCAAUGUGGAAAGUUACCCAGGGUCUGCAUGUAUAAAUCAGAUUAUUCCUUAAGAAAAAUUCUGAAGGUUGCUUUUAAAACCAGUUCCUUUUUAAAUUCAAAUUUUGCAGUUCCGGUGGCAACUGCGGGAGAUGUCUGUGAUGAUCCUAGAGUUACAGUUACAGUCAAUUCUGGAGUGGACGCAAAACUUUACUACAACAGAUCAAAUCAUGAAGAUGACCAACAUUUUCGUGGCUAUCGUGCAUACGCACAUUCGUCCGUAUUUGCAUUCCUAAACAAAACUGGAUUAGAUGGCGCUUGUACUCAUCCAGUAAAGGAGAUUUGUUUGCAGGGGAAGGCCGAAUUUAAGAAGGUGAACCAAAGCCUUUUGAUGAUAGAAAUUUUCAAUGUCGCUGUCAAUGAUAGUGGCAAGUACAAAGUCGUGGCCCUGUUCUCAUAUACACAUAAUGAUACGGAAACAGAGAAAUGCUUACAAGUACACCAUCUAAAUGUAUCAGGUAAGCAAUGGAUAUGUUAG
Molecule: messenger RNA, 1201 nt
Organism: Pocillopora meandrina
Lineage: Eukaryota; Metazoa; Cnidaria; Anthozoa; Scleractinia; Pocilloporidae
Source: the annotation of a GenBank genome assembly